This is a messenger RNA of Zychaea mexicana, 3875 nucleotides long. RefSeq names its product armadillo-type protein. Gene Ontology annotation, molecular function: nuclear export signal receptor activity. Gene Ontology annotation, cellular component: nuclear pore; cytoplasm. The transcript is spliced from 22 exons. The coding region runs from base 38 to 3583 and encodes 1181 amino acids. NCBI's taxonomy places the organism in Eukaryota, Fungi, Mucoromycota, Mucoromycetes, Mucorales, Lichtheimiaceae. The record is from RefSeq and is a predicted model, not a curated record. Gene Ontology annotation, biological process: protein export from nucleus.
CUUUCUCUCUUUUCCCUCUGCACUAAUUGCUGCACUAAUGAACGAGGCGGAAACCAUUUGCGCGCAAUUCGAGGAAGCUUGCUCUGAUUUUCAGGUACCUGCAACAAGAGCAGCAGCCGAACACGUCUUGUCGUCGUUUCGACAGAUCCCUAAAGUCUUGCCAAUAUGCAAAUACAUUUUAGAUCACGCGCAAAGUCCUAUGGCACAGUUUCAAGUCGCUCUUGCUAUUGGUGAAGUGUCUAUGCGAGACUACACGCUUUAUCCGCUAGCUGAUCUGACUCAACUCAAGAACUAUAUGAUCGAAUACUGUUUAAAACGAGUAGAGUUAGUUUGGAUUGAUGCAUUCAGGAUGCGGGGCGUAGAAAAAGGAGAAGGGGUUGAUGGUGUAGGUGAUGGUAGUAGUAAUGGUGGGAAUGCUGACGAUGACUUCAACGCGUUUAUCAGUCUUAUGAAAUAUGUUCGCGAACAACUUUUAUGCGACAUUGCUCUUAUCACCAAGCGAACUUUAUUUGAUAUCCCGGAUGCGGAUCGCGAAGCAAUCUACAUGUCGCUCGAGCACCUUUUUGCUAUGGAAGAUCACGGAUCCGUUGUUGGUGUGGCACUCGCGGGUGCUCUUGUCGAUCAAUUUUCAACGACACGAUCCUCGACAAUUGGUUUAAGCUGGGAAUUCCACUACAAAGCUAAGUCUCAUAUUCUUCACGGAAUUUUCCAGAAGUCUGUCACGCGAUUGCAUGCUUUCGUUUCUCAAUUACAACAACAAGGCUCAUUUUCGACCCCGCCUCCACUUUUGACAGAGCUUGUCACUUUGAUAGAAAAGAUAUUGCAGUGGCAAUUUGAAUCAACCCAGAAUGGACAAGUAUUGCCUGGCACAUUCGCAAAGAAAGCUGACGACGAGGACUUUGAUAAAGAAGAUGGCCCUGGUGCAGUGAAAAAGACUUAUACCGUAUUCCCCAAGACUUGGCAACCCCUCGUCGCCAACACAGAUGUCAUCUGGUUAUUCUUUACAACCUGCUCACUUGUUCAAACAGAUGACGUUUUGGGCCACAGGUGCCGACAAUGUCUUAUUCAGUUAGCCGGCUUCAACGAAGAAUUCUUUGACAACGAUGUGAACCGCGCCAAACAAUAUGCAACGACGUUCAUCCAUGGUGCAUCCCAAAUGAUGUCAGAACUUCGAAAGCUUGGUAGCGAUCCUGCCGCAUAUUCAGAAAAUGGUCCGCAUCUGCUUGGAACAAUCCAGAUCACUCGCAGAAUUUGCGAAGGUCUGUCUUUGGGAACCUUAUGGAGCAUUCCCGAAUUUUAUCAGUUCAUGGACGAUUUUGGUGAGGUGACCGUUGUUUGUCUUCGAGGAACGGCAACACGAGACAUUGACGAAGGAUGGAUCAGCGAGGCUAGCGAUGAAUGUUUAGAAACAUGGGUGAGAUUAGCUGAAGUGGCUCAACCAUCAGAUGGCCGAGGACCUGAUCCAAAAGCAGGAUUAUCGCCCGCCGAAGCAGAAGAUUUGGUUCGCUAUAUCAAAAAUGGCUGUUCAGGUAUCAUAGCCACUUAUAUCGAGUCGAAGUUAUUGCAGUCGCAGCAGACAGUGCUCGAUGACGAAGAAGACGAGGAUGUUAGCAGUGGUUUUAAAGAUUGGGAUACCUUUGCCGACCAACUUACUUAUAUUGGCACUCUUGGACGCCUGGAUCCAGGAAGAAGUCUUUUGAACAUACAACAACUAAUGGAAGGUCGCUUCCAAUUGUUGAAACAAUACUUUACAAUGUCUGAAAUGGUUAAUGAAGAAAACCAGCUUUACCAUCUGCAAGAGCAUCUGCAUUGGCUGAUUCUUAUUACCGCUCACGUAAUGGCAGAUCCAGGCACAGGCGAACAGCCCAUGAUACCAGACUCUUUGAUGCAUCUAUCUGGCUCUCAGACUCUCGAACAAGAUCAAGUCGCGAAUCUGUCCAAGCUAGUUCUCGAAAUCUUCCGCUUCCUCUCAAGCUUUAGCGCGAACACUGUCGAGGCGUCGAACUGUAGUCCUCAAGUUGCUGAGACGCUUGUUUGGUUUAUGGAACGUUGGAGUAAGACAUAUUUGCUUGUGGAUGAAAACGAAUACGGCUAUAUGAGUCCAAACAUUGCCCGAGUCUUUGGCAGACCAGGACCAUCCGACGGACACGGUUUAGAAAUCAUAGACUUUUUCAUCGAGCAAAUCAAGGCCAAUUUCAUUCUUUGGAGCGCCGAUCCUGAUGUGCUUGUACAGAUCAUCCGAUGGCUUCACUCGUGUGGUAUUUCUACAAACCUAAAAACUGGCCUUUUGCAAUCAAGUAAAUUCCCUGAUCUGGUUCAGUUCGUCACAGCAAACCUGGAACAACUACCAGAAAACGUGCACAAUUCGUUAAUCCAAACUAUUGCGACAAUCUCGAGCGGCGCUGGCGACGCACAAGUACGCGAACAAUAUCUUGGCCUGAUCUUUGGAAUGAUAGAGAAACGACUUGGAUCUGUUUUGCACAAUCCAGAAUUCGUCCACAAUUUCCAGCGCGUUGAUAUGAUGAACGACGUUAUGAAUGCUUUGGAGAUGUUUGAUGGCCUGGCAUUAGCAAGUCAGUACACCAACACCCAAGUCAUAUUUAACUUCUGUUCUCGCUUCUUUGAGAGCAUGCAUCAAUUGAUGAACAUGUACAAAGAUGUAGCCGAGGUUCAGUUGUUACUCCUCCAGUUUUUCUCAGACUUGGCAGGCCGUUUGGAUUUCGGUCUGUUGGAACCUAAUCAAAAGCAGCUAUUGUUUCAAUUCAUAGUCGAAAUUCUCAAGAGCUAUGGUGCUAGUAACAGAGGAAAGAAGCGAAUCCAUACACAAGAAGAAGAAGCCGAUCGUCCAUACCCUGAUGUCGCUACCGCCCUAUCUCUUUUAACAAACACCAUGGCUUCUGAAUUCGAAGACUUCAAUCGUAGUGAAAACGCCACACCUGUUCUUCCUGGCAAUCCAGACGUAGCAGACGUUGUUCUCUUUGGUGUUAACGUGAUCAUCCCUAUGAUUGAUCUUGAAAUGCUCAAGAUCCCGAGCUUGUGCCAGCAGUACAUUAAGCUUAUCUCCAACCUGAUAGAGUUUUUCCCUGAUAAGCUAGUAGCUCUGCCUUCGGAUCUUUUCAACAACUUGAUGGCAAGCUUGGAAUUUGGCGUGGGACACGAUAUUGUAGACGUCAAUAUUCUAGCAUUGCAAGCGAUCGCACCUCUCGCCCUUUGGGCUCAUAACCAAGUCCUUGCUAAUAACAAUGUAGACUUUUUAAAACCGGCGUUACGCAAGUUCCUGGAACAAUUGAUUAAAUUACUUUUAUUCGAGAACUUGGAUUCGUCUGCUGUCGAUGGAGCUUCAGAAGCCUUGCUAUCUUUGAUCUGUGCAGGAAGGGAGGAGUAUUACGCGGUAGUCAACCAGAUCAUUUCUCAGCAAGCCAACGAAAUUCAACCACGAUUACUGCAUGCAUUUGAAAAGUUGGAUGCCACAACGCCCAGGGAACUACGGGGUGUGCUUCCGCCUAGUAGAAAUGUCGCUGGAUUCAAGGAGGCUCUUUUCGUGUUCUUGAUGGACGUACGUGCCGUCCUACGAGUCAAAUAAUAUGAUAUUGAUGAACUCUGGAUGAUGAUGCGUUUAAUUCUAUUUGCAACUUUGGAAGCAAACAACAAAUAUUAAACAAAAAUUAUUUGUAUAUAUCCUCCCACUCUACUACUACAAUUCCUUAUUCUCACUUUUCGCGGUCUUAUAUGUCCCACUCACACUUUUUUAUGUAUCAUUAUGACGUAGUGGUAGUAGUCAGCUAUCGCUAUCAUACGGAAAAUAAUGGACUGUUUAAAACACUACUUUUGUUUGUAGCUACCACUACUAUUAAGUUAUCCCUUUUGUAAUUACA